GCGGCGCCAGAAGUUUACUGCCCUGGGAUGCUGCCUGUCACAGCCGGGGUUUUCCUUCCGCGCCGCAAAGUUAUCCGCGCUGCGGAGCGGCUGUUGGGCUCGGUAGCCGCUCUUAAAGAAGAUGUGUGUAGUUAGAAGCUGCGUGCGUGAAGGAGCGGCUUCCCACCGCAGCACUUGAUUCUCGGGAAACUUUUAAUUCUGCGCCUCGAGAAACUCGGUCGCUGCUUGGAUUACUGUGCUGCCUGGGUCUAGAAGAUAACUUGAGGAAAAUGGAAACAGAUGAGGCUCAAGAUAUGUCCCAGGUUUCAGGAAAGGAAAGUCCUCCGAUUAGUGAUGUCCCAGAUGAUGCAGAUGAACCUAUGCCAGUACCAGAGGACCUUUCAACUAGUACUGGAGGACAGCAGAACUCUAAGAAUGAGAGAGUCUUGGCCGGUAAUAUUAAAAUAGAGACUCAGAGUGAUGAAGAGAAUGGGCGUGCCUGUGAAAUGAAUGGGGAAGAAUGUGCGGAGGAUUUACGAAUGCUUGAUACCUCGGGAGAGAAAAUGAAUGGCUCACACAAUGGCCCAGGCAGCAAGGCUAUGUCAGGAGUUGGAGGCAUUCGACUUCCUAACGGAAAGCUAAAAUGUGAUAUCUGUGGGAUAAUUUGCAUCGGUCCCAAUGUGCUCAUGGUUCACAAACGAAGCCACACUGGGGAACGCCCUUUCCAGUGCAAUCAGUGCGGAGCCUCCUUCACACAGAAAGGCAACCUUCUUCGUCACAUAAAGUUGCACUCGGGUGAAAAGCCCUUCAAAUGUCACCUGUGUAACUAUGCCUGCCGUCGCAGGGAUGCCCUCACGGGCCACCUGAGGACUCACUCGGUUGGCAAACCCCAUAAAUGUGGAUACUGCGGUCGCAGCUAUAAGCAGCGCAGCUCUUUGGAAGAACAUAAAGAACGCUGUCAUAACUACCUGCAAACCAUGAGUAUCUCAAGCAGCCUUUAUUCAGUCAUAAAAGAGGAAACUAACCAGAGUGAAAUGGCUGAAGACCUGUGCAAGAUAGGGUCAGAAAGAUCCCUCGUGCUGGAUAGACUAGCAAGUAACGUCGCCAAACGUAAGAGCUCUAUGCCUCAGAAAUUUGUUGGUGAGAAAUGUCUGUCUGAUCUUCCAUAUGAUGCCACCACCAACUACGAGAAAGAGAAUGAAAUAAUGCAGACCCACGUUAUAGACCAGGCCAUUAAUAAUGCCAUCAGUUACCUGGGGGCAGAGUCUCUGCGUCCCCUUGUCCAGACCCCACCAGGUGGUUCGGAAGUGGUGCCCGUCAUCAGCUCUAUGUAUCAGCUCCACAAACCUCUCGGGGACAAUCAGACUCGCUCCAACCAUACAGCUCAGGACAGUGCGGUGGAAAACUUGUUGCUGCUUUCCAAAGCCAAAUCUGUCUCCUCUGAACGGGAUGCCUCUCCCAGCAACAGCUGCCAAGACUCAACAGAUACAGAGAGCAAUAAUGAGGAACGCAGUGGUUUAAUUUACCUGACAAAUCACAUAGGUCCCCAUGCCAGAAACGGCUUAUCUAUAAAAGAAGAAAACAGGCAAUAUGAUGUCUUGAGGGCAGGUACUGACAAUUCCCAGGAUGCUUUCAAAGUGAUCAGCAGCAACGGGGAACAAGUGAAAGUUUACAAGUGCGAACACUGUCGAGUCCUUUUCUUGGACCACGUGAUGUAUACGAUCCAUAUGGGCUGCCACGGGUUCCGCGACCCUUUUGAAUGCAACAUGUGCGGCUACCACAGCCAGGACAGGUAUGAAUUUUCUUCCCACAUAACCCGAGGGGAGCACCGUUUCCACAUGAGCUAAAACUCCUCUGGCACAAAUCCAGCCUCAGCAGCUGCAUUACUGGAGCUGCACGAGCAACAGCAGCAACCAAGCACAAGUCUACCGGACAGUACAAGCACUCAGUACAAGAACGUCAAACAUUCAGACAUCUCCCACAAGAAAAGAUUUUUCUUUUGGUAGCAUGCAUUGCAACUCAGUUUUCUAAAAUGAGUAUUAAAGAAGUUUCUAUUGAAAAUACUUGGUCACCAAAAACCUUUAGUAAUGUAAGUAGGAGCUUUUGUAGACAUGUAGCUGAAAGCCCUUUCCUUUAACUGUUGCUUCCUGCAAACUCCCUUGCCCAAGCUGUUACCCAUGCACAGAGUGCACAGCACGGAUGAGAGCACGACAGGCAGGAGUGGCCUGGCUUUCUGUCUGAGCGUCCUGAGCACAGGACUCUUACGCCACAUGUAUAUUUUCUGACUUCCUGGUAUUAUUUGGCUCAUUUAGGAAGAUUAAACUCAGCUAAAGAUGGAGGAGCCCAUGCUAGAUGACUUUGCAGAUUGCUGGAGUGGGACUGGAACCCAGCCAGAGGGUCCUGGGUUACUUUGGCAGUAAAAAGUAGAACAUUUCCACAUGCAAGGGUGCUGCUUGUACUGAUGUCAUGGCAUGCCUUAUUUGUAUCACAAGGCAGGAGAGCAGGUAUGUGAAAGAUAUAAGAAACACCCUUGUAAUACACUCUGUGAAGUAUGGAUUGCAUUUAAUGUAUAGAAAAGGGUUGUGUUGCCUCUUUUUUCUUUAAGUAAAUGUUUUCUCUCCCUAUCCAAUAAACCCCCUUUUUUAUUAAAAAGAAAACAAAAAAAAACACCCUCCUCUCUCUGCAUAAACAACAGUUAUGAUGUAUUUUUUUUUUUUUAGGUUGUAGUCAUUUAGAAAAGUAUGAUGUACAGUUGGGGAAAGCACUAGCUACAAAUAUGUGCAGGGCAUGUCUCCUUAUACAUAUCUUCCAUCAUUUCAAACUGCCUGGAAAAUAUCCAGGUGUCCCUAUUUUACAUAUGAAAAAUUCCCAUUCUGCUUGCACAGAAAAAGUCCUCUUGCAGAUUUUGUGGCCUCUAGCUGGAAGUGUUGCACCUAACUAUUUUUAAAUCACUGAGCUGAAUUAAAUCCCCUCAGUCAAAAUCUGCAGCUUUCUCCUCUUUCCUGGUACUUGCUGUUUAAUGAGGGACCAAGCCCUGCAAAGGUGCUGAGCACCCUGGCUUCCUACUCAACAAAACAUUUUAGCAUGUUCUUUAAGAUAUAUUUACUUCAGCAGAACUAAUCUUAAGGUUAAAUAUUCAGUGUUUUGCUGAAGAGAGAUCAGAGAACAUAGCAUUUUGCAGAGUCCAUUAAAAUCUACUGAGAGCCUUCUCCAUGGUAUGUUCUGCUGCAGAUAUUUUAACUUUGGUUAUAAUGAAAACUUCUGUGAAGAAUAGAUUUUAACCCCAAACACAGCUGAUAUUAAAAAAUGCCUUUUUUUAAAAAAAACCUUCUUCUUAACUUCCUCUUCCAAAUAGCUCAUUCCUCUCCCUGAGCACCCUCCUAGUUUAAGAUUGGGCAACAAAGAAAUUUGUGCAGCUGCAUAAACAUCUCCCAACAGGGCUGGAAUAUUUCCUGGGCAACAUUUGUAAAAAAUAACACAUCCAAUUAGCUUAGUUAAUGUAUAAAUAUUGCCACGCUACUUUAGUAAAUGGAUAUUGUCCAAUAAUCCUAAUCAUAGAGCCACCAAGACCUGGAAUUUUGUAAUAGAGUUGCAUGGUCUGUAUUAAAAACACUUGCAAGCACAUAUAUAUUAUGAGAGAUUUGAUGGACCCAUGAACACUUGUAUGUAGGACAAUUUGGCCUGAUGGCGCUUAGUUAUAUUUAAUAUACAUUUGUAUGACGAACACCCAGAGUUCCUCCUUCUGCUUUCACUUAUGCGGGUGUCAGUUAGGAGCAACACUGAAGUUAGAGGAAAGCUACUGAUGAAAUAUUGAAUUACAAAUACAUGCUUGGAGAGUUCCUUAGCUUUUCACACUAACUAUAGGCCACUUCCCUUGGGUAACAAAGGUGCGCAGUGGUGGGGUUACACUGCAAGGUGUGCGUAGUUAGUAGCUUCGUCACCAGAUACGACUGCUGUGUAUGAACAUUCACAGACUGAUGCAUACACCUACAAUAGUGCAAAGAAAGUUGUUAGUACAUAUUAGGUAGGAUAGUACAUACAAGUGCACCAAUGCCAGAAAAAAAAAAGGGGGGGGUGGGCUAGUAUAAAGUACAGGUCCAGUGCUGAGUACCACCCCCUCCCAUGGUAUUAUAACUUAAUUACCAAAAGAGAUAUUAUAGCUUGAUGCCUUCCAGCCAAAGAUAUUAUGGAGGUAAGGCCUCAAAAGAUUUGCGGGCUACUAUCAUGCCCCAGCUAAGGUUUCAUCAUGGCUGUUACUGAUUCAGCUUCAAAACACACUGUACGCAGCUACCUGGAAGUAGCAUUUAAAUAAGUUGUAUAGGCGUGAUGUGCAGAAGACCUUCAAAGAAAGGGCUUUCAGUGAUAAGAUUUUUUUUUCAAUUAAAGUUUAAAUUAUUUCGUUUUUCAUAGUUGGCAAGGAUAAAUUCAUCUGUUCUUCCCUCCUCUCACCUUUCCAAUGUGUAUGACCAAGAAGGGACUUGGUAAUGUCUUAGCUCCUCUUCAAUGACAUCUGAUGAGACUAUAGAGAAACACGCUGCUUUUAUUACUGUUACGCCACUUUUCUACUGCUCUUAGAUUUAGGCCACUAUACAUGCCACGCCGUAAUUUUUUUUACACUUCAUUUUGGGGGAGAGCUGAUUUGGGAGGUUGUUUGUUUUGAACUAAAAUAAAAUCAAAAAAACCCCAGAAGUAAAACCACAUUCAUUAUUCGUGUAAACAGGCAUAGCUCCAGUGGAGUUUAAAACUGUCUUGGACUUAGCCUUUAAGUAUGGGUUGAAAAAAUAUUGGUAUUUUAAAUAUCAUUUCUGAUUACUGGAUGGAUUCACUGCCUUGGCAUUUGUAUGCACACAUGCACGUGUGUGCCUGAGGUUCUGUGUCACUUUUCUUGUUGACAUGCACAUGCCAGUAUCUGUGGUUGUGUGUAUCUUUUUUUUUUCUUUUGUAUCUAUCUAUCUAUCUGUAUAUAGAAAAUGGUUUGUACCACAUGAUGAUGCACUGUCAGUUGCAGUGGAUUUGUUUCCUGGGUCUGGAGUUUUCCUAUUUAUACUAUAACACAAUAUGUUGAUGUUGUAUAUUAAACAGUACAGUAGUAUAAGUAAAUUUAUUACGAUACAGUGUAUCAGAGGGUAUAGGCAGGAGCAAACAAAACAGCAUUCCUUGUUUGUAAAGGGGCUCUUUUUUGUUGUUGUUUUGGUUUGGUUUGCACAAAAUCAUCUUCAAAUUAUUUGGCAACAAAUGUUUCAAUAAUUUUAUUUAUGAACAUGUGAGGAAGGCAUGAAAAUAUGCUGUUUUUGUGUGUACAUCUAAAAAAAUUGUGCCCUUAGAAAACUAGUUUAGUGUUAUCUCCCUUUUUCUCUCUUAUGUGCUGGUGCAAUACCCUAUAUGGUUUAGCUCAACCCUAAAAGGAGUGAAUAUGAUGAAUGGCUUUAAGUUUAUAUCUGUUUUUAAAAAGAACUGCUUCCCAACCCUUCCCUGGCACUGCCUUUUCUAAUAGAAAAGUUGUAUUUACACACUUUUUUUUUUUUGCUGUGAUUUUAUAUUGUAACUUCAUUUUUCUUUGAGAACAUUGUAUUUAAAAAAAAUCAAGCAAAUUUCAUAAAAAUUUGAAAUGCAAUUAACUUA
Messenger RNA from Dromaius novaehollandiae (emu), 5601 nucleotides. RefSeq names its product IKAROS family zinc finger 1 (gene IKZF1). The transcript has 8 exons. Lineage: Eukaryota; Metazoa; Chordata; Aves; Casuariiformes; Dromaiidae. The record is from RefSeq and is a predicted model, not a curated record. Gene Ontology annotation, molecular function: DNA-binding transcription factor activity; RNA polymerase II cis-regulatory region sequence-specific DNA binding. The coding region runs from base 270 to 1826 and encodes 518 amino acids. Gene Ontology annotation, biological process: regulation of transcription by RNA polymerase II.